Molecule: messenger RNA, 2229 nt
Organism: Drosophila busckii
Lineage: Eukaryota; Metazoa; Arthropoda; Insecta; Diptera; Drosophilidae
Gene: CPT2
Product: carnitine O-palmitoyltransferase 2, mitochondrial
Exons: 3
Coding region: 69-2078 (669 amino acids)
Biological process (GO): fatty acid beta-oxidation
Cellular component (GO): mitochondrion
Molecular function (GO): carnitine O-palmitoyltransferase activity
Source: RefSeq, a predicted model, not a curated record
UGUUUGUUGAACUUUGGUUACGCCGGAGGUACUUUGUUUCAAUUGUAGGCGCUAAAAUUGUGCAAAAAAUGUUGAAAUUAAAAUUGCAUAGAAAUAAAUUAGGCUUGGGAUUGGCCAGUAGAGCGACAGCAACCACCACUACGACUCAUGGCAAUCAUUACCAAUAUUUGCAAAAUUCCAAGCUGCCUACGCUUUAUUUUCAACGCUCGUUGCCACGACUGCCAAUACCGCUGCUGGAGAAGAGCUGUGAGCGUUUCUUGGCUGCAGUGCAGCCACUGCUAAGCGAGGCAGAGCUGCAACAGACGCAGCAGCAGCUGGAGCAGUUUCGCCAAGGCAUUGGCAUGGAACUGCAUGCGAAGCUGAAGCUGCAAGAUGCAGCCAACAAGCAUACCAGCUAUAUAUCAGAGCCCUGGUUCGAUAUGUAUUUAGCUGAUCGUGCGCCCUUGCCGCUGAACUACAAUCCGCUGCUGGUGAUGAAGCCGGACGAGCGUCCGCAGUAUCAGCAACAAGUAGCGCGUGCAACUAAUCUAAUCAUUAGCUCGCUGCGCUUUUGGCGUUCACUGCAAGCGCACAAGCUGGAGCCGGAGGUGUUUCACAUGCAGCCGAAAAAAAGCGAUACGGCCAGCUAUCGCCGCUGGAUGUCCAUAGCGCCCAAGGCGUUUGCCACAUACGCUUCCUAUGCCUUCAAAGCGUUUCCGCUGGACAUGAGUCAGUACGACAAACUGUUUGGCACCGCACGCAUACCCGGACUGGGCAAAGAUGAGCUGGUGCAGUCGCCCAAGUCCAAGCAUAUACUGGUAAUGCGACGCGGCAACAUGUACGCCAUGAAUGUGCUGGACAGCAGCGGCUAUAUACACAGCCCUAGCGUUAUAUUGGGACGAUUGCGCGCCAUAAUGGAGCUGGACGCGCAGCGUGAUGCAGCCAGCGUGCCGCUGGGCGUGCUCACCGCAGCACAGCGCGAUGUUUGGGCCCGGGCGCGUGCACAUUUUGUUAGCAAUGGCACAAAUGCGCAGCUGCUGGAGCAGGAAGUGGAUGCAGCGCUGUUUUGCGUUUGCCUGGACAGCGAGCAGGAUGGCGGCUAUGAUGAGGCGAAUCCAACGCCACUGCUGCAUCAUUUGCUGGCGGGCAAAGCCACGAAUCGUUGGUUUGAUAAGUCCAUAUCGCUGCUGAUAAGCGCCGAUGGCACUGCAGCCAUCAACUUUGAACACUCUUGGGGAGAUGGCGUCGCUGUGCUGCGCUACUUCAACGAGCUGUACAAGGAUACGCUGCAGUCGCCCUUUGUCUCGGCCAGCACUCCCCACACGUCCGCCGAAGGCGACAAGCAAAAUGUACGCGUGCUAAACUUUGAAGUUGAUGCGCAAACUGCGGACGCAGUGCAAGCAGCUUAUGCGGAAAACGCACGCAUUGUGGACAGCCUGGACAUGCAGCAGCUGCGCUAUGGCAAGCUAAACAAAGGCACUUGCAAGCAGCACAAGCUAAGUCCCGAUUCUGUGAUACAGCUGUCCUUUCAACUGGCCUAUCGCCAGGCGUUUCAGCGCUAUGUGGGCAGCUACGAAAGCUGCAGCACAUCUGCCUUCAAACACGGACGCACCGAGACCAUGCGCCCCUGCACUAAUGCCACAAAGCAAUUCUGCGAAGCCAUCUUAAGGCCCAGCAACCAGCAGCCGAGUGCAAACGAGCUGCGCGCCAUGAUUGACAAAUGCAGCAGCGUGCACGGGCAGCUCACGAAGGAGGCGGCCAUGGGUCAAGGCUUUGAUCGCCAUCUGUUUGCUUUGCGGCGCAUAGCUCAGACAGAGGGUCUGCCGCUGCCUGCGGUCUAUGAGUGCGACGCUUAUAAACGCCUUAAUCAUAAUAUCAUUAGCACUUCUACUUUGGGCUCGGAUGCGCUGCUUGCCGGCUCCUUUGGCCCCGUCGUUAGCAAUGGACUGGGCAUAGGCUACUCCAUACAAAACGCAUUUGCGGGCGCCAUUGUAACCAGCUAUAAAAAUCAAGCAGAGGGCAAAGUCUUUAUUGAUAGCCUGGAGUCGGCCUUUGACAAAAUUUGCGCUGUUAUAGAACAGAGCGCAAAGAGCAACUAAAUAGCCUUGGAAUCUAUUAACACAGAGCAAACAUUUAGAAUUGUACAUGAUUUACACAUUGCAGUCGUUUAACUCACGCAUGUCGUUUAAUUUAAUUAAGCGCAACUAAAUUUAAGUUGUCAACUCAAACAUAAAUUGUAUAAAUACUUUC